Molecule: messenger RNA, 4713 nt
Organism: Pseudoliparis swirei
Lineage: Eukaryota; Metazoa; Chordata; Actinopteri; Perciformes; Liparidae
Product: protein Dok-7-like
Exons: 13
Coding region: 7-2586 (859 amino acids)
Biological process (GO): neuromuscular junction development; positive regulation of protein tyrosine kinase activity
Molecular function (GO): protein kinase binding
Source: RefSeq, a predicted model, not a curated record
CUGAAGAUGACGGAUUCUGUUGUAGUGGAGGGAUAUGCCAGACUCAGAGAUGGGAAAAAGUGGAAAACUAGGUGGCUCGUCCUUCGCAAGCCGUCGCCUGUAGCAGACUGCCUCCUGCUGCUGAUUUUCAAGGACAAGUCGGACAAGGCGCAGGGCCACAAGGAGAGGGCCAGCGUCACCUUGCAGGAGAUCUGCGGCGUGGAGGCGGGACAGUGGUACGAGGGCGUGGCGUUCACUCUGGCCAUCCUUUGCCUGAAGCAGGCUGCUCUACUGGGCUUCGACAGCAAGGAGGCCCUGCAUGCGUGGGACGCCCGGCUGCGCUACAGCCUCGGCGAAGUUCAUCGAUUCGGGGUCGGAGUCUUACCGGGGACCAAGUUAGAGAGCGGACCCGCAACUCUUCAUCUGUGCAACAACCUGCUCGCUCUGGCCAGGGACGUCCCCCCCGUCAUCAUCGGCCACUGGAACCUCCCAGACCUGCGGCGCUAUGGGCCCGUCCCCCACGGCUUUGUGUUCGAGGGAGGAUCGCGAUGUGGUUACUGGGCCGGCGUUUUCUUGCUCGCGUCUGCUGAGAGCGAGCAGAUCAGCUUUCUGUUCGACUGCAUCGUCCGAGGCAUCUCCCCCACCAGAGGCCCUUUUGGACUGCGGCCAGUCCUGCCAGCAGACCCCGGUGCCGGGCAGACGAAUUCGGAAGAGAGGCUGAACCACGAGGCCGAGGAGCUGGAGAAGAGGCUGAGCACGCUCUCUCACAGGAGCAGCACAGUCUCGUCCUCAUACUGCCCGUCUGCUGGGGGAGACGACCGCAGCACAUCCGGCUCCUCCGACACGUCCAGCCAAUCGGACGGCAGUAUUGGCAGCCGGCUGGCCAUUUGGACCGAGCCGGCCUCCAACCCGUCCGACGCCGUUGGCCACGCGGGCGCUAAAGCGGCGUCACAGGGCAUCGAGAAGCUCUUCGUCAGCCCGGGAGGCGGAAGCCGGCCUGUGGCCAACCCCCCCCGGCAGCUCCAGGAGAUCGGCCGCCAGAGCUCGUCCGACAGCGGCAUCGCCACCGGCAGCCAUUCCUCGUACUCUGGGAGUUUCUCCUCCUACACAGGCAGCCUGGACAUCACCGCCGGAGAGGACUUCGGGUCCGUUUUCAGCCUGCCUCCCCACUUGGCUCAAGAACUGAGCCCUUGCUCUUGCGUUUCUGUCCCCGGACGUGAAUACCAAGUGCCGACGUCUCUCCGGUACCUCUACGACAGCCCCAGGAGUCUGCUCCAGGAGGGAGGCGGGGACGCUAAAGACGAUGAACCCUCCACCCCAACGAAGGACACCCCGGCCUCCUCGGGCCUCACAACCGACUCGGCUCAGGAGGAUAAAAGCAGCGAAACUCCUGAGAGACAGUCAAAGAGCGAACACUUACAAAUCCCUUCAGAGGAGGGUAAGAAACCCAGGUCGGCCUCGAGCGAACAGCCCGACUCCCGUCACACCGCCGGCUCCCUCACAUCUGCCUCCAAAACCAUUGUGACCAUCUGCUUAGUUUGCGGUGGAUUUAAGGGGACCUCAUGCAUCCCUUCCAGGGGUUCAGCGAUACCCGCCAUCCCAGCAGAUCAAAGUGUUGACAAAUCGCCCUCCACGUCCAGUAAGUACUAUAUCGCAGUGAGGACAGUUCUGGAGAAACCCUGUGCCUCGCCUCCUGGCUCUGGAAAGAUCCGCAGCUUAGAGAAGCCCACGGGGAGGAGAAGGGAGGAUUCACCGCUGCCAAAAGAAGGACGAGAGAAAUUAGUCAGUCUCUUAGCCGAUCUGCUCGGCUUCCCAAAUGCAGAGAGGCCGCGCGAGGCGAACGGACUGAGCCUCUAUGAGUCGAUGAGCCCGGGUUUCACAUCUGCAUCGACUGGCACCCGCGCGCCAUCGCAGGACGCCGGAGCGGCCCUGUAUGAAAACUGCUUGAAGUGUCGAGGCGAGCGCUGCCGCCCUCCUCCACGGCCCGCCCCCGCUCAAAUGAAGCGCGACGCCAGCGCUUCCACUUUGAAAACCUUUCCAACCGGGCCGCGCCUCAAGGAAAGCCAAGAAGCCGAAGUCGCGUUCAAAGAGACGAACGGUCCAACGGCGCCCGGCGAAGACAAAAGGCUUAAGAGUAAAGAGGAAAGACGCAGAGCUGAUCCUUCUUAUGAGAUCAUGGAGAGUCGGGCGCCGGAGAGGAACCCGGAGGCAGAAGAGAAAAGCAAGUACGAGCUGAUGGGCAGCUGCGGUCAGCAGAGGUUCCUUCACGACACUCAAGCGGCCGUGUCGGUCGGCCCCCCGGAGGCGGCGCUCCCAGAACGGCCUCGCAGCGAAGGUGUGACCUAUGUGAAUAUUCCCGUUAGCCCCACAUCCAAGAAGCAGCUCAACUACAUGGAGCUGGAGCUGCAGGAGCCUGGUCCUGGUCCUGGUCCUGGUCCCCGAGGGACCGUCGCACAUCUCGCCCCUCAGAGAAAGAGCUCCACCAAGUACGCCCAGAUUGACAUCACCGCGACAGAGACGGCCCACAAAGUGGGCACGCAGCACGCCCUGGGCCGGCAGGAGGGCCUUCACGCCCUGGACCUGAGGAGGAAGGGGACGCCACACUGAGGCCUUCAGCAGCGCUCCAUCUCAGCCGGCUGUUUGGAACGGUGUGCGACAGCAAAGUGUGCAGGAACCAACUCUGAGAAGGUUCUUUUUUUUAGUAGAGACUGUUUCCAAGAAGAGCCUCACCAACUGGUCCUUACUAAGCCUGGUCCUCCCUGCCAGGCGAGUCUUUAUAAUGGACUAGAAAGGACUAUAUGGGGAAAUUUAUGAUGGAGGAUUGGAGAAAAAGAAAAGGAAAUGUCACAGAUAUUGAGAUCCAAUAGUUCAUGGAGCUGUAAUCAGGGUUCGUACGGUCAUGGAAAACCUGGAAAAGUCAUGGAAUUUUAAAAUGGUCAUUUCCAGGCCUGGAAAAGUCCUGGAAAAAACGUAAACCAUAAAAGUUUUGGAAAAGUCAUGGAAAUGUGUUAUAAUCACAUGUUCAUUUACGCGGAGUUUAAAAUAAUGAAUGUGUGUUUUAAAGAAAGACGCUCAAAAUAUAAGCCGACGUACGCUCUCAAUACGCACAAUUUUCUAAAUUGAGAUUUCAGUUUGGUCAUGGAAAUUUGGUUUAAAGUCAUGGAAAAGUCAAUGGGUUUUGAUUUCAAAGGAAUAAAGAAUGAUCUUCUGACUAUUGAGCUGAGUUGGUCAUAACUGGGCUCUCCCAGACUGACCUGAGACCAGAAGUAAGCGCUGAUGGUGUCCAAUGUGGGAUCAGGUCUCUGCUACUUUGCCCUCCACCCGUUCUCUGAGAGUCAGACGUCAUAGCAAAGCAACCGGAAGACGGAGCACGAGAGUCUGAGCAACGUUUUCAAUCUCUUUGAGUGGCAUUAUGUCAGGAGGAAGAUGUGCAAGUCCUGAGCGGAGUCACUGGCCCCAAUAGUUGUUUGUAUGUUUAUAUUUAGGGAAACAUUUCAUCCAGUCUUGCUCACAAUGCCAAUUUCAGACUGUUAGAAGUUGUCGAAACAAUGUGGGAGUAAAUACAGGAUAACGGAGGCUUCUGCAUGAUACUUCCGUUUGGCCUGGUGAGCGAUGGAUUAAUGUUCAUGAUGAACCGAAUCUUUGUAUUAAUAAUGCAAAGCAGAGAGGAGAUCGAACAUCAAUGGAUUUUAUUAUCACUCUGUAACACCAAGUGUAGCCCAUAUUUCACUGGCCAUCAUUUAUCAAACUUGUGUAUUUUAAGUUUUCUUUUUUUACUCUAAAAUGGUUAAAUAUUUGUCAUUAUUAUUCCUAAUUUUGUGUGUACACAUAAGCAUUUCUACUAAAAGUAAAAUAGGUGUUAAGUGUUUUGAAGGGGUAUCUUAGUAGCCCAUUGUAGUCCUUGUUUUAGUCUCAUGCUGUACUGUGAUUACACUUUAUUUUCAUAUCUGUAAAUACAUUUUCUUUAUAUUUAGAUGAUCUGGAUUGUUAUGAAAUAUACAUGUAAAGACAUUAUGUAUGUACAGAAAUGAUGAGUUCAAAUAAUGCCAUUUUUCAUGUAAAGUAUUUCUAACAUAAUAACUUAGAUGGGAAGGUUCAGUAAUGUUAGAGCUACAGUAGGUCAUAUAUAUCAUGUAUGGGACUUUCCCCCAUAUACAGCUGUUAACCGGUUUGGUAAGGUGUUAUUAUUAUACAAAGCAUCUUUUAAUUAUUUAUUUUCAUUCAGCACGAAGCAUUUGAAUAACUGAACUAGAGUAUUAAUGUAAUUACAGCUGUCCCAUUUUUUUCAAAUUAUAUGCAAAAUGUUAACUCCUGAAAUAAUUAAACUCUUAAAUUGUUAGUAAGAAAGUUAUGAAUUUGAAGGUGUUAAAAAAAUGAAGCCAAUACAAAUUGAUGGAUAACAUAUACUAUAAAAUGACUUACAAAAUAAUUAAAUUAGCUAAUGAAUCAUUGAAGUCACCAGAAUGAUUUGGACUUUUGGAAAGAAUCAUUAAAUAAAUGUAAAAUGCUUUGAGUUAUAACUUGACGUUAAUCCUUUAAGUUACGUGCCUGCCUGUAUGCUAAACAUCCUUUGAUGUCAGAUGUCUAAAAGUGUUGGCUCAUACCAUUCUCAUAAAAGAGGUCAUCGUACAGUAUGCAUUUAAAAAGACAGAAAGAAUGCCAUAAUGAUGUUGUGAGAAGUCAUGUUGUAUUAUGUCAUCGUAAAGUAUUUUAUAAAAGUCUAAAAAAGUCAAA